Messenger RNA from Neogale vison (American mink), 774 nucleotides. It is a transcript of the gene INAFM1, whose product is annotated as InaF motif containing 1. The transcript has a single exon. The record is from RefSeq and is a predicted model, not a curated record. NCBI's taxonomy places the organism in Eukaryota, Metazoa, Chordata, Mammalia, Carnivora, Mustelidae. The coding region runs from base 1 to 429 and encodes 142 amino acids.
AUGCGGGGCACGAGCUGCGUGGGCGGCGGCGGCGAGAGCCCGGGUGGCGCCGGGCUGAGCGAAGGCCCGCGGGGCCGCUGGCUGCGCCUCGCCCCGGUCUGCGCCUACUUCCUCUGCGUCUCGUUGGCCGCCGUGCUGCUCGCCGUCUACUACGGGCUCAUCUGGGUUCCCACGCGGCCCCCCGCGGGCCCUGCCGGCCCGCCGCCCAGCGCGCCGUCCCCUCCGUGCGCCGCCCGUCCGGGCGUGCCGCCUGCCCCGGCGCCCGCCGCUGCCUCGGUCUCCUGCCUCCUGGGAGCCCCCGGCGGGCCGCGACCCCAGCUCGAGCUGCCGCGCAGCCGCCGCCGCCGCCACAGCGACCCCAGCCGCCGCCCGAACCGUCAGACACCCAGAGAGACGCCGGAGGCCGCGGGGGGGCGAGGACCCGGGUAACCCUCCCUUCCAACCCAAGCUGGAUCGCCGCCUCUCAAGAGCCCGCGCCCCCACGGCGGAUGCUCCGUUACCCGGUUGGGCCCGGGCUUCCUCUUCAUGACAUCGCCUAGCGUCUCCGGAGUCGUCAUCCAGAAGAAUGGGGGUGGGGGCGCCAAGGGGAGCUGGCCCGGGGCCUCGCUCCUCUGCCGUCAGGCCGGGGUCCUCCACCAUCUGGCAGAGCGCAUCCUGACCUCUGCCUUCCGACACCCUCCCUAGUAUUUUGAGCAUAGAGCCCACAGCCCACCGCCCUCCUGUCUCAAUCUCCGUGUCCAUGUCCCUGUGCAAUAAAUUCCAGCCCCAACUGCC